Cebus imitator (Panamanian white-faced capuchin) is the source of this 2469-nucleotide messenger RNA. RefSeq names its product diacylglycerol lipase beta (gene DAGLB). Lineage: Eukaryota; Metazoa; Chordata; Mammalia; Primates; Cebidae. The coding region runs from base 10 to 1800 and encodes 596 amino acids. The transcript has 13 exons. Gene Ontology annotation, biological process: lipid metabolic process. The record is from RefSeq and is a predicted model, not a curated record.
UGAGGAAGCAUGUUUUUUUGUAUUUCAGGGACGAUUUGUAACCCUGGACCUCGGAAGUCUAUGUCUAAGCUGCUUUACAUCCGGCUGGCACUCUUUUUUCCAGAGAUGGUCUGGGCCUCUCUGGGGGCCGCCUGGGUGGCUGAUGGUGUUCAGUGCGACAGGACAGUUGUGAACGGCAUCAUCGCAACCGUCGUGGUCAGUUGGAUCAUCAUCGCUGCCACGGUGGUUUCCAUUGUCAUUGUCUUUGACCCUCUGGGGGGGAAAAUGGCUCCAUAUUCAUCUGCUGGCCCCAGCCACCUGGAUAGUCAUGAUUCAAGCCAGUUACUUAAUGGCCUCAAGACAGCAGCUACAAGCGUGUGGGAAACCAGAAUCAAGCUCUUGUGCUGUUGCAUUGGGAAAGACGACCAUACUCGGGUUGCUUUUUCGAGUACGGCAGAGCUUUUCUCAACCUACUUUUCAGACACAGAUCUGGUGCCCAGCGACAUUGCGGCAGGCCUCACCCUGCUUCAUCAGCAGCAGGACAAUAUCAGGAACAGCCAGGAGCCUGCCGAGGUGGUCAGCCACACCCCAGGGAGCUCGCAGGAAGCUGAUCUGGAUGCAGAAUUAGAAAACUGCCAUCAUUAUAUGCAGUUUGCAGCAGCGGCCUACGGGUGGCCUCUCUACAUCUACAGAAACCCCCUUACGGGGCUGUGCAAGAUUGGUGGUGACUGUUGCAGAAGCAGAACAACAGACUAUGACUUGGUCGGGGGUGAUCAGCUCAACUGCCAUUUCGGCUCCAUCCUGCAGACGACAGGGCUGCAGUACAGGGACUUCAUCCACAUCAGCUUUCAUGACAAGGUUUACGAGCUCCCAUUUCUAGUGGCUCUGGAUCACAGGAAAGAAUCUGUCGUAGUCGCCGUGAGGGGAACCAUGUCUAUGCAGGACAUCCUCACAGACUUGUCGGCAGAGAGCGAGGUGCUGGACGUGGAGUGUGAGGUACAGGACCGCCUGGCACACAAGGGUAUUUCUCAAGCUGCCAGAUACGUUUACCGACGACUCAUCCAUGAUGGGAUUUUGAGCCAAGCCUUCAGCGUUGCUCCUGAAUACCGGCUGGUCAUCGUCGGCCACAGUCUCGGGGGCGGGGCGGCUGCCCUGCUGGCCACCAUGCUCAGAGCCGCCUACCCGCAGGUCAGGUGCUACGCCUUCGCCCCACCCCGGGGGCUGUGGAGCAAAGCUCUGCAUGAAUACUCUCAGAGCUUCAUCGUGUCACUCGUCCUGGGGAAGGAUGUCAUUCCCAGGCUCAGUGUGACCAACUUGGAAGAUCUGAAGAGAAGAAUCUUGCGAGUGAUCGCGCACUGCAGUAAACCCAAGUACAAGAUCUUGCUACAUGGAUUGUGGUACGAACUGUUUGGAGGAAAUCCCAACAACUUUCCCACUGAGCUGGACGGGGGUGACCACGAGAUUCUGACACAGCCUCUUCUUGGAGAGCAGAGCCUGCUGACACGCUGGUCCCCGGCCUACAGCUUCUCCAGCGACUCCCCACUGGACUCUUCUCCCAAGUACCCCCCUCUCUAUCCUCCCGGCAGGAUCAUCCACCUGCAGGAGGAGGGCACCUCGGGGCGGUUUGGCUGCUGCCCUGCUGCUCAGUAUAGCGCCAAGUGGUCACAUGAAGCAGAAUUCAGCAAAAUCCUCAUAGGUCCGAAGAUGCUCACAGACCACAUGCCGGACAUCCUGAUGUGGGCCUUGGACAGCGUGGUCUCCGACCGAGCAGCCUGCGUCUCCUGUCCAGCACAAGGGGUCUCCAGCGUGGACGUGGCCUGACCAGGGCUACUGCAAACUCUCCCAGGAACGACAGACUCAUGCUUUUGUCCUUAAUUCCUGACUUACGAUCCAAGGAAUUCCCAUGACGCCAAUACAGUUGGACGUCCACCAACAGGAAGUGGAUGGGAACAGAACCCUAUGGUCUCAGUGACUGAACAACUGAUGGGAAGUAAUUGUGGCCAUAAUAGUAGCAGAAGCAGUGAGCACGCUCAGGGGACAGGAGGGCUCCCGAGACCAGUGAACAUGGAGGCAGCCUCGGGAAGCCCCGGCCUGCAGCUGGAUCCCUCGGCUGUCUGAGAACUGCUCCAGAAAUGCAGGAAUCCAGCGGGUCACCCACCCCCAAGCCAGCCCUUUUCACUGAACGUGGUCUAGAGAAAUGCAGUUUGUUUUUCUAACUGGGCUUCCCCUGGCUGUGCAAAUGAAACUAUUGGGAGAGUGUGGGCUGGGGUUUUCUCCUGGGUAUCACCAAGGGCAGCCCUGGGCUCUGGUUGGGGAUGAAAAUGAAACCCAGUUGGGGAAUCGAGUGGAGCCCAUGCCCCAAGCCACAGCUCCUGUUCACACCACCCAGUUGUGUCCACAUCAAGAGUUAUUUAAUUCUUGCUUAUUCUUCUGGCUCUGGGGUCAGCCAGUGGAUUCAGGAGUUAAAACAAUAAAGCACGCAUCACAAUA